AUGGAAAAGGUUCUGAAGAAAAGUAAUUCUGACAAGGGGCUGAUGCAGAAGCCCGGAAAGAAUGGAAAUACUAAUAGGUUUCUGGUGACGGUUAAUGUUCUAGGAAGUGCAGGGCCAAUAAGGUUUGUGGCCAAUGAAGGCGACUCUGUUUCGGAAGUGAUCGAUGCAGCUCUGAAACUGUACGGCCGCGAGCAGCGCCUGCCGCAGCUUGGUUCUGAUGUUAACAGUUUCCUUCUUUAUCCUGCCAAUGCUGGUUUAGAUGCUCUGAAACCAUCAGAAUCAGUAAAAUCAAGUGGAAUGAGGAACUUUAUACUUUGCAAGAAGGAAGGGAUUCCCCAGAUGAAAGAAUCCAAGUCAGAGAUCAUUGCCAGAAAGAGAGGCAACAGUUUGAAGGCAUGGCUGAACAAGUCCCUUACUUUCAAGAUAUCAUCUCACUGA
Oldenlandia corymbosa var. corymbosa is the source of this 438-nucleotide messenger RNA. Lineage: Eukaryota; Viridiplantae; Streptophyta; Magnoliopsida; Gentianales; Rubiaceae. The record is from the annotation of a GenBank genome assembly.